Molecule: messenger RNA, 1195 nt
Organism: Notothenia coriiceps (black rockcod)
Lineage: Eukaryota; Metazoa; Chordata; Actinopteri; Perciformes; Nototheniidae
Product: synaptotagmin-6-like
Exons: 3
Biological process (GO): calcium-ion regulated exocytosis
Cellular component (GO): exocytic vesicle; plasma membrane
Molecular function (GO): calcium ion binding; phosphatidylserine binding; SNARE binding
Source: RefSeq, a predicted model, not a curated record
UUGCACGUUUCCAGAGGUGGAAAGUAGUGGAGUGCAAAUACUUCNAACAGGCUCUUCUUUCGGCCUCCUGCUCGGCGUCUUUCUGUUCUGCGGCCUGGCUCUUCUGGGCCUUCUUACAUUCGUCUCCUGGAAGCUGUGCCGUGUGCCUCUGCGGACGAAGGCCCAUCUCUCCAGCCCCUCCCUCACGCUGACCUGCGACCCCGAGAUCUGCCCGCUUCAGCCGACCAUCCUGCUGCCCAGCCCCCUGCAGUCACCGGUCACCAUGGCGACAGAGAAGGUGAAGGACCCCAUGGGCUCGAUGGGUUUCCUGGAGGCGGCGGUGAAGAUCAGCCACACGUCGCCCGACAUCCCCGCCGAGGUGCAGCUCUCCAUGAGGGAGCACUUCCUGCGCCGCACCACGCGCAUGCAGAGGCAGGCCACCGAGCCCGCCUCCUCCACUCGGCACAAUUCAUUCAAAAGACACCUUCCCAGGCAGAUGCAGGUAGGCAGUCUAGACCUGGGGUACGACUACACGCCGGACAAUGACGAUAGGCCCACAAGCAUCGGUCGCAUCCAGCCAGAACUCUACCAACAGAAGACCCUGGAGUCGGAGGAUUCGUCCAAGAACGGCAGCAGCAAAAACUGUGGCAGGAUUAACUUCUCUCUCAAGUACGACUACGAAAACGAGGCGCUCAUAGUCAACAUCAUCAAGGCGUCAGACCUCCCUGCCAAGGACUUAUGUGGGACGUCUGACCCUUAUGUGAAGGUGUACCUGCUACCCGACCGCAAGAAGUUCCAGACUCGCGUCCACCGGAAGAUGCUCAACCCCAUAUUCAACGAGAGCUUCCAGUUUCCUGUGCCUUACGACGAGCUGGCGAUCAGGAAGCUCCACAUGAGCGUCUUUGACUUUGACCGCUUUUCACGGCACGAUAUGAUCGGCGAGGUGGAGCUGGACAACUUGUUUGAGACAUCAGACCUCUCCAGGGAAACUAACAUAUGGAGGGACAUCCAAUACGCCAGCACGGAGCAGCAUCGGCCGAACUCCGCUGCUCCUCCGUGCAGAGAGUCUGCAGCGGUGCGUGUCAGCGACGUGCAGUCAGGGGAGGCACGGAUUGGCUAUCGGGAGAGUCGGGACUUAAACGCCGCGGCUUUCUGGCUAGCACUUAGCAUGUGGGACCGGACAGCUUUGAUCCCCAUCGACAAUGGCGAUUCGAGA